AUGUUUAAAGAUAAUAACACACUAGGUUUUAAUCAAGUUAAGUUAGAAAAUAAAGUUAAUAAUAAUAUUUUAGAAGAAUAUGAGUCAGAAUCAGUCUACGAAGAAGUCGUAGAUGAUAGAAAAUACAUUACUAAAACAGAAGGUAAUGUUGAUAGAACCAGGUCUGUGAUAAGAGACAAGGGUAAGAGUAAACUUCAAGAAUUGUCCAUCAUUCUGGUAAAUAUAAGGAAUAAGGAAAACAAAGCUUUAAUAGAUUCCGGAGCACAAAGUAAUUUCAUUACCCCAGAAUUGGUAGUACAAUUGAUUAAGAUCAUGAGAGAAGAAAACAAAUGGAGUAGAGUGGAAGCUAUAGCAAGAGAAACAAGUUAUUCCUUACAAGACCCUAUACGGGAAGGAAGGCAUCUACAAAAAUUCAAUACUUCCUUGAUGAAAUAA
Messenger RNA from Debaryomyces hansenii CBS767, 435 nucleotides. Its product is annotated as retropepsin-like aspartic protease. The record is from RefSeq and is a predicted model, not a curated record. The transcript has a single exon. The coding region runs from base 1 to 435 and encodes 144 amino acids. NCBI's taxonomy places the organism in Eukaryota, Fungi, Ascomycota, Pichiomycetes, Serinales, Debaryomycetaceae.